This is a messenger RNA of Rhinocladiella mackenziei CBS 650.93, 477 nucleotides long. RefSeq lists its product as uncharacterized. Bases 1 to 477 code for a protein of 158 amino acids. The record is from RefSeq and is a predicted model, not a curated record. Lineage: Eukaryota; Fungi; Ascomycota; Eurotiomycetes; Chaetothyriales; Herpotrichiellaceae. The transcript has a single exon.
AUGUCCCGUCACCUGGCGGACUUUGCCCAAUAUAUCCUCUCGAAACGUCUUGUCUGGGCGCUUGAAUCCUCAGCAUUCGGGCAACGGUAUGAUGACGAUGGAGACAUCUCGGAUUCCUUUCCAGACGAAGGAGUUCGCUUCACCGAGAGCAUUGUCCCACGUCGGGGCCAAAAUGUUGCCUCGGAACCGGUUACUUUGGAGUAUCGUUUUCAUGAUGCAGCGAGGACCACCUAUCUGCGUCGGGCGCGAUUUACCACCAGUUCGGGAAUGAUCGGUAUUGGGCCAGAGGCUAUGGCGUUAAACGAUGCCCUCUGCGUACUCUGCGGAACCGAUGUCCCAUUUGUCGUUCGACGACUGGGGAACUCCUAUUCCUUGAUCGGUGAAUGCUAUGUUCGAGAUAUCAUGCAUGGAGAGGCCAUGGAACGUCUUGCUCAACCGGGUAGUGGACUUGAAGAGGCCUGGAUUGGAUUGAUAUAA